GUCAUGACGUAAGCGCACGCCGGCGCGCCGGAGGGGAGGAAUGCGGCAGGCGGAAAACUUAGGAAGAGCUGGAUUCCUCCCACGGAGAGCGUCCCUUCCAAGCGGCCCCGGAGUGGAGUGGAGUGGAUAGGGGUAGACUUUUCACACGGGGACAAAUUAUUACAGGAUAUCUGCACCCCCCGUUCCGAGUCACUCGGGCGCAUCGGUUACUUCAGCAGGUUCUCUGCAUCACGGACCCUUUUGAGGCUCAGGCCCUGUCCUACCAUGAGCUGAAGAGGCAGCAACAUACGUGUUUGGAGUUUAGUAGGGACUGAGAAGCGGGGAAAAGAACUGCCUAACCAAAGGGAAUCUGUGUGAGAAGGCAUGCCUUCAUACUUCAGGCAGUUUACAAGACAGCCUUAGCUUUCGUUUUCUGCUUGCUACGAGCCUUAAGGUCAGCCGGAAGCGAGUGACUGGAAACUUCUUCAUUCCCAUCUCUCUCCUGGAGUCUCACUCUGUCACCCAGGCUGGAGUACAGUGGUGCCAUCUCAGUUCACUGCUGCCUCCGCCUCCCAGGUUCCAGCGAUUCUCCUGCCUCAGCCUCCCAGGUAGCUGCAAUUACAGAUAAAUGUUGGAAUCAACUUGUCAAGUAAAAAAAAAGAAUCCAGUUGGAAUUUUGAUUAAAGUUAUAAUAUAUUUGUAGAUUAAUUUGAGACCAAUUGAGUUGUUUUCUCAUCUAGAAACAUGGCCAUUUGAAAAUCUCAAAGGUUUUACAGGAAAGUACAGAUUGAUGAAGAAAUGGCCAAAAACGGGAAAAGUGAACUUUAAAGUGAUUCAACUACAAAACGUAUGCUACUGAGCAAAUACUAGUGUAUUCCUCGCUCUGCGGCUUAACUCCAUGAAAAUCCGUGCAAAGGUUUUAGCGUUGGGAUUGUGACCGACUCGGUGAAGAGAGGGGACGAUCACCAAACCGUUAGAGCACUGGGGCUCUUGGCAGUGUUUGUCAGUUAUUUUCAAGUGAUAACUUGAAGUGAUACCGCAGGAAUAAAAUGCUGUAUCCAGAGCUGGUCGGAACGAGCACUACCUUUAACAAAAGCUGAAAAGAUCUGCCUAGGAAUUCGUUAGAAUACAGCCCUCUUACGUCUCUGACAUACCUAGUUAUGUGAACCGAGACUGUGCAGCUGACGGUGGAAAUUUCCUAAGCGCUUUUUAAACAACAGAACUGGACUCCCUCCCUCCUCCAUUCCCAGUCGGAUACGUCCCACCCAGAUCCAGCUCAAGGGUGCCGCACUUGUUCCGGCCAGCUCACAAUCGCCCUUUGGAAGGGAGGUUUCCCGCCAUUUCGCUUAGGAGGAGGGUGAACUCUUCUCCCUUCAUUCUCCACUCGCUGGGGGCCCGAGCCCACACCACCUUCCUAGCAAAGCAAGCAGCGGGACGCCAAGGCCAGCAGGCCGCAUUAAGAACCCUGGACUGAGCCAAAAGCCUACACAGACCAAGCCGCUCGGGAAAGGAUCAGCAACUGCCGACAACCCGGAGGGCCAAAACGCCCGCGGCGUGGGGGAAGCAAACUAGGAGGUGCGCGGGCCCAGCGCCAGCGGCGGGAGGAGGGAGCGCGGCCGUCGCAGGCGGGAGCGAAGGCGGGGACGGAGGGCGGGCUCGCUCCACUCGACUCCGGAUUGGUCGAGCUUAGAGAGCCGAGUGACGUCAGCGGGGGAGAACGCCUGAUUUGUGUGGUGGGCGCGGGCGGGGGGGAAGCGCAGUGCGCAGGCGCAACUGCCUGGCUCCGCUCGCCCCGGCGCUCCGGCCCAGCUCUCGCGGACAAGUCCAGACAUCGCGCGCCCCCCCUUCUCCGGGACCGCCCCCUCCCCCUUCUCGGCGUCGUCGAAGAUAAACAAUAGUUGGCCGGCGAGCGCCUAGUGUGUCUCCCGCCGCCGGAUUCGGCGGGCUGCGUGGGACCGGCGGGAUCCCGGCCAGCCGGCCAUGGCGGGGCUGUACUCGCUGGGAGUGAGCGUCUUCUCCGACCAGGGCGGGAGGAAGUACAUGGAGGACGUUACUCAAAUCGUUGUGGAGCCCGAACCGACGGCUGAAGAAAAGCCCUCGCCGCGGCGGUCGCUGUCUCAGCCGUUGCCUCCGCGGCCGUCGCCGGCUGCCCUUCCCGGCGGCGAAGUCUCGGGGAAAGGCCCAGCGGUGGCAGCCCGAGAGGCUCGCGACCCUCUCCCGGACGCCGGGGCCUCGCCGGCACCCAGCCGCUGCUGCCGCCGCCGUUCCUCCGUGGCCUUUUUCGCCGUGUGCGACGGUCACGGCGGGCGGGAGGCGGCACAGUUUGCCCGGGAGCACUUGUGGGGUUUCAUCAAGAAGCAGAAGGGUUUCACCUCGUCCGAGCCGGCUAAGGUUUGCGCUGCCAUCCGCAAAGGCUUUCUCGCUUGUCACCUCGCCAUGUGGAAGAAACUGGCGGAAUGGCCAAAGACUAUGACGGGUCUUCCUAGCACAUCAGGGACAACUGCCAGUGUGGUCAUCAUACGGGGCAUGAAGAUGUAUGUAGCUCACGUAGGUGACUCAGGGGUGGUUCUUGGAAUUCAGGAUGACCCGAAGGAUGACUUUGUCAGAGCUGUGGAGGUGACACAGGACCAUAAGCCAGAACUUCCCAAGGAAAGAGAACGAAUCGAAGGACUUGGUGGGAGUGUAAUGAACAAGUCUGGGGUGAAUCGUGUAGUUUGGAAACGACCUCGACUCACUCACAAUGGACCUGUUAGAAGGAGCACAGUUAUUGACCAGAUUCCUUUUCUGGCAGUAGCAAGAGCACUUGGUGAUUUGUGGAGCUAUGAUUUCUUCAGUGGUGAAUUUGUGGUGUCACCUGAACCAGACACAAGUGUCCACACUCUUGACCCUCAGAAGCACAAGUAUAUUAUAUUGGGGAGUGAUGGACUUUGGAAUAUGAUUCCACCACAAGAUGCCAUCUCAAUGUGCCAGGACCAAGAGGAGAAAAAAUACCUGAUGGGUGAGCAUGGACAAUCUUGUGCCAAAAUGCUUGUGAAUCGAGCAUUGGGCCGCUGGAGGCAGCGUAUGCUCCGAGCAGAUAACACUAGUGCCAUAGUAAUCUGCAUCUCUCCAGAAGUGGACAAUCAGGGAAACUUUACCAAUGAAGAUGAGUUAUACCUGAACCUGACUGACAGCCCUUCCUAUAAUAGUCAAGAAACCUGUGUGAUGACUCCUUCCCCAUGUUCUACACCACCAGUCAAGUCACUGGAGGAGGAUCCAUGGCCAAGGCUGAAUUCUAAGGACCAUAUACCUGCCCUGGUUCGUAGCAAUGCCUUCUCAGAGAAUUUUUUAGAGGUUUCAGCUGAGAUAGCUCGAGAGAAUGUCCAAGGUAUAGUCAUACCCUCAAAAGAUCCAGAACCACUUGAAGAAAAUUGCGCUAAAGCCCUGACUUUAAGGAUACAUGAUUCUUUGAAUAAUAGCCUUCCAAUUGGCCUUGUGCCUGCUAAUUCAACAAACACUGUCAUGGACCAAAAAAAUUCGAAGAUGUCAACUCCUGGCCAAAUGAAAGCCCAAGAAAUUGAAAGAACCCCUCCAACAAACUUUAAAAGGACAUUAGAAGAGUCCAAUUCUGGCCCCCUGAUGAAGAAGCAUAGACGAAAUGGCUUAAGUCGAAGUAGUGGUGCUCAGCCUGCAAGUCUCCCCACAACCUCACAGCGAAAGAACUCUGUUAAACUCACCAUGCGACGCAGACUUAGGGGCCAGAAGAAAAUUGGAAAUCCUUUACUUCAUCAACACAGGAAAACUGUUUGUGUUUGCUGAAAUGCAUCUGGGAAAUGAGGUUUUUCCAAACUUAAGAUAUAAGAGGGCUUUUUAAAUUUGGUGCCGAUGUUGAACUUUUUUUAAGGGGACAAAAUUAAAAGAAUAUACAGUUUGACUUUUUGGAAUUCAGCAGUUUUAUCCUGGCCUUGUACUUGCUUGUAUUGUAAAUGUGGAUUUUGUAGAUGUUAGGGUAUAAGUUGCUGUAAAAUUUGUGUAAAUUUGUAUCCACACAAAUUCAGUCUCUUACUCUGAUACACAGUAAUUGUGACAAUAGGGCUAAAUGUUUAAAGAAAUCAAAAGAAUCUAUUAGAUUUUAGAAAAACAUUUAAACUUUUUAAAAUACUUAUUAAAAAAUUUGUAUAAGCCACUUGUCUUGAAAACUGUGCAACUUUUUAAAGUAAAUUAUUAAGCAGACUGGAAAAGUGUUGUAUUUUCAUAGUGACCUGUGUUUCACUUAAUGUUUCUUAGAGCCAAGUGUCUUUUAAACAUUAUUUUUUAUUUCUGAUUUCAUAAUUCAGAACUAAAUUUUUCAUAGAAGUGUUGAGCCAUGCUACAGUUAGUCUUGUCCCAAUUAAAAUACUAUGCAGUAUCUCUUACAUCAGUAGCAUUUUUCUAAAACCUUAGUCAUCAGAUAUGCUUACUAAAUCUUCGGCAUAGAAGGAAGUGUGUUUGCCUAAAACAAUCUAAAACAAUUCCCUUCUUUUUCAUCCCAGACCAAUGGCAUUAUUAGGUCUUAAAGUAGUUACUCCCUUCUCGUGUUUGCUUAAAAUAUGUGAAGUUUUCCUUGCUAUUUCAAUAACAGAUGGUGCUGCUAAUUCCCAACAUUUCUUAAAUUAUUUUAUAUCAUACAGUUUUCAUUGAUUAUAUGGGUAUAUAUUCAUCUAAUAAAUCAGUGAACUGUUCCUCA
Messenger RNA from Pan troglodytes (chimpanzee), 4684 nucleotides. RefSeq names its product protein phosphatase, Mg2+/Mn2+ dependent 1D (gene PPM1D). Gene Ontology annotation, biological process: protein dephosphorylation. The record is from RefSeq and is a predicted model, not a curated record. The transcript has 11 exons. NCBI's taxonomy places the organism in Eukaryota, Metazoa, Chordata, Mammalia, Primates, Hominidae. Gene Ontology annotation, molecular function: cation binding; protein serine/threonine phosphatase activity. Bases 1960 to 3777 code for a protein of 605 amino acids.